Molecule: messenger RNA, 747 nt
Organism: Ostertagia ostertagi
Lineage: Eukaryota; Metazoa; Nematoda; Chromadorea; Rhabditida; Trichostrongylidae
Source: the annotation of a GenBank genome assembly
AUGUCGGAUUUCUUCUACGCUGGCAAGGAGAAGUUGAAUAGCUCUGAGUGUAACCAUGGGGUGAAUCUCAUGAAGUUCAGGGAACUGCCAAUCGGACCUCUUUCAAAAGGUAAUGAACCUGCACCUCGUAGUGGUCAUCGAAUAUUUUUGGACGACGAGUUUUUAUACGUUGUCGGAGGAUUUGAUCGGACCGCCGACGAACAGGGUGAGGGAGAGAAGCUGGCUACCUACGGACAUGCAAUGCUGCGCGGUUCGGAUCCAUGUUCUUUUUAUGUUAUCGGUGGUACAACGGGACACAAUUUCUUCCUAGAUGUUGACAAAUUAACCUUCGCAAAUGGAAAAUGGAGAUGGUCUAGCGAAGCGCAAGCUACUCCUAACAUGGAAGGACGGUACCGCCUUGAAGCUGUUUUGCAUGACGAUCUCAUCUUCCUUUUUGGUGGUGGUCGUCCUGAUUACGUUACUGAACUUCGCACUAUAACAGUAUUUGACACCAAGAAAAAAGUGUUUGUUGAUUUACCAACUCUUCCUGAUGAAAGCAUAGGCAGUGCCAAUUGGGAAGAUGGAUACCCGAAAGGAAGAAGGUGUCAUUCGGUGACGAAAUGGAAGAGAAAGGCCAUACUCGUUGGAGGUUGCAGUGCUGAUAAAGACGACGACGAUGUCAGACACGUAGACAUGUACAGCGAUGUGUGGUCGUUUGAUUUGGAUACCUAUCAAUGGAAGAGAAUGCCAUUUGACCUAGCUACCCCG